UUGCAGAAACGACAGAGAACCGUGGAGGACUUCAACCAGUUCUGCACCUUUGUUCUGGCCUACGCGGGCUACAUCCCCUACCCCGAGGAGCCCUGGCCCCACGGAGGCAGCAUGAGCCCCCAGAACAGCACCGGGAGCACUCAGGACAGCGAUAGCUGGGCCUCGUCCCACUCCUCUGACUGCCAGGUCCUCUCGGACGAGGGGAGGAGCAGGAAUACCACAUUCCGGGGGGCUGUGGAUGGCAGUCUGCUCGUGGGCUGCCCUGCCUUCCCCGCCAGCUUCUACGAUGUCCGGCCCCAGCCGACCAAACGGAAGAAACCACCAGCAAAGAAACUAAUUCUGGAGCAGGAGGUGGAGAAGAGGGUGCUGCCAAGCGCUGGGAAGGGCUCUGGGGCGGAGCGGGAUGGGGUGAAGGAGCUGGCCGCGCUGGAGGGACACGUGCCUCCCGUGAAGGAGCAGCUCCUGGAGCCUUCCCUUGACCCUGCUGGGGACCCCCAGCCCCACUCCCUCCUGGAGGAGCUGAUGAAGGAGGAGAAGGACUGGAUGCACGGAGCACAGGGGACCGAGAAGCCAGCAGAUGAUGACCCUCAGCUAAAGGAGCACGACUCCUGCGCCGGAGGGGGGAAAAGCCCCAGUUCUUGUAGUACCUUGGACCAAAGCGAAGGGGAAGACGCAAGCAGAGGGAGCUCCCAGCUUAGUGCAGUUGAAUUCGCAGCAGCUCCCAACACCAAAGCAGAAGACGACGAUGCCUGGGAUCUGAUCACCUGCUUCUGCCUGAAGCCCUUCGCGGGGAGGCCCAUGAUCGAAUGUAACGAAUGCGCUACCUGGAUCCACCUCUCUUGUGCCAAGAUCCGCAAAUCCAACGUGCCUGAGGUUUUCAUCUGCCAGCGAUGCCGCGACGCCAAGCAGGAGAUCCGCCGCUCGAACCGAGCCCGGACGGUGCCCCGCAAGCGCUUCUGUGACUGA
This is a messenger RNA of Eurypyga helias (sunbittern), 966 nucleotides long. Its product is annotated as PHD finger protein 13-like. The transcript is spliced from 4 exons. Gene Ontology annotation, molecular function: chromatin binding. The annotation marks the transcript as partial. NCBI's taxonomy places the organism in Eukaryota, Metazoa, Chordata, Aves, Eurypygiformes, Eurypygidae. The record is from RefSeq and is a predicted model, not a curated record. Gene Ontology annotation, biological process: mitotic chromosome condensation.